CCUACUUCCGGUUUGAUCGCUGCAUGUGUUUUUGAAGAUCACCUGUACUGGCCAAUGCUGAGUUCCAACAAUGAAAGCCCUUACCAGCCUUAUGAUUUGAAUACAGAAUCAAAUUGACACUGACCUCAAAGGGCAAAAGGUCAAUAUGAUUGUCAUGAUGAAGAAGGUGAAGGUCAGAUCAUGCAUCACAGCAGUCUGUGGUAAACAAGUGAUUAUUCUGUAGCAACUGAUGACACAUGUAAGUUAUGUACUAGAAAUUCUCUGCCAUUUUGUGUUUUUAUUUCAUCUAGUCAUAUUCCAUUCCCGGAAAAAAAGUUAAUGUCAUUAUGAUAAACACAAAUGAAAAAGAUUUGGACACAAGCCAUCUGAUUGGUUGACAAAGUACUGUCGCUAUGGAGAAUUUGAAGAAACAUCUACUGAUGACCUCUGGGAGUCGACCUCUCGGAGCUGGUGAGUCACAGUCAGCGUUCUUCGUUGAAGAUGGAGAGAGUGUUUUUGCAGGACAGGUGCAAAAUAGUUAUGAGGGUGUUGUAGAGUACCUGGAUGCUUGGAAGAAGUUUGAUGGGGCAGGAACCCAUCUUCUCGACUCCCUCCAAAGUGUUACCAAGGAUACUCGGUGUGAGAGGCUAGGACGCGAGACGUGUGGGGCAUUUCAGACCGUGUACAGUAGUAGCAAUGGAAUCGACCCAGGCGGCAAACUCAGGGAGAUGGAAAAACUCAUGUCCAGUCUGAAGUCGAGGCUAGAUAAAGGAGAAAAGCUAGAGAAAACCCCUACUAACUCUCAGGUGCUAUGUCAAUGUCUGCUGUUGUUUCUAAAAGUCCACUCCGAUUACCACCAUAUGUGUUCUGUUACCUUGACAACCUUGCUCAACAAACUAGUCCAAAUCUAUGAGAGUACGGAGAAUAAUGACAUGCUUCAGCAAAUGGCUGCCUUAGAUCUCAUUCCUAAAGUUACCAAAGAUUCCCCUUUACACACCAGUGCUCCUCCGCCAAAGAAAAAUAGUCCCAACAACGGAUCACCAAAAUUGAACAAGAACAACACAUUUAAGUCUUCGUUGUUCUCGUUGUUUGAAAGGAAAUCUUCACCCGAUGAAAGCAAAUGUGCCUUUUAUGUAGAUCUUAACCAGAAUGGUGCUAGUGGCCAGUUACAAAAUGUAGAUCCCUUUGCCAGCAAUCAUGUGACACCACAGAGCCAAUCAGAUAUCCUGGUUCCGAUUGGCUUAGAUCCUGUACAUGAGGAUGUCAGAGAGGAGGAGAAUUUGAUGCAACUACAGGAUGUUGAUAGUGCAAGGGAAGAUGUACAGACUAUGUCUGCAGGUCAGACAGUCAGUGUACAGUAUCCUGGUCAAGUUGUCAGUAGCCAUCCUGCCACUGAAGAAGACCUUGACCUUGUCAUCAACCUUUUGUCAGGGAUUGGUGGAUCAUCCGGUCACAUGGAGCCCAUCCCAGAAAACCACACCCACAUCAGCGUGCCAACGGUCUUCAGCAGCCGUACCCCAUCGCCAAGAGAUAUGGAUGACCUUCGACUUUCUAAGGUGCCGACCCACAGACGGUCCGACGGAUGUCUCGAUUUCACUGGGAUGGGAGGCCAGGGCCGCAACACUUGGCCGCAUCGUUCUAGUCUCCCAACCAGCUCACUGUCAUCCCAUCAGCAUGGCUUCCCGGACCAUCUGUCUGGUUCAAAUACCGUGCCACGCCGAUACUCUCAUGACAUGUGUCAUCGCCCCUCCCACAGCUACAACAGUCCCAUGGGGUCGGGACAGAAUCUAUCCGGGGGCUUACAGUGGGGUGGCUUCCCCGACACUCGAUACAACAACAGGACGUGGCCACUCAACAGUGGUGGCCUGUCAGGUCACGGGUCAGACAAUACACUCAAUAGCAGCUGGUCUGCCAUUCAAGACUCGGACGACCUCAGUGAUGAUUCGUCUUGCGGGGAGCAGUUUUUUGCAGUGGGGCUGGACCUUGUACAUGCCAUAGAGUCAAAGAGUGGGUGCAGCGAUGACGAGAAUCGUAAGCCAGGUGUAAAAUCACCCAACCAUGACCGCCCACCUUCUUGCGACGAUCGCCCACACAGUGCUGAAGGUCUCCUGCACGAAAAACAAGUGCAUGGUCUGUGGCCAUCCAAUCAGAACUGGAACCAGCCUGGACAAGUCCUAGCCAAUGAAGAGGCUGCUGAAGGGUCAUAUGACCAGUCUGUAAACCAAUCACAUCGUCCGGUGUCUAUGCAGUGGAGUGAUCCUCUUGCUAACAGGAAUGUCUGGCCAGUGUCUGGUGUUGGCAACUCACACAGCCUUCAGGGAUUCGGACAACACCAGUAGUGAAUUUGUUGACGUAGCAAUGUUGUCGACCACAAACGUAAGGCACAGCUACUGAAGAUUUCUCUCCUGUCACCUCCAAUACCAGUUCCUGUAGAGGUCAGGAGGUCAUCUUAGGUUAAAGGUCAACUCUCAGUACACGAAGAAAAAGUUCAAGAGAUCAUCACAUAUUUAAGUUCAACUAGAGUUCAAGGGAUAAAGUUCAAUUCUUGAAGAAAAAUACAGUUCAGGAGAUCAUCUUAGGUUAAAGGUCAACUAGAGUUCAACGGAUAAAGGUCAGCUACGUGUAUCAGUUCUUAAAGACAAAUAUAGUUCAGGAGAUCAUUUCAGGUUGAAGGUCAACUCUCAGUUGACAAAGUUCAGGAAAUCAUCAACAGUUAUACAGGUAUACCCCUGACAGUUAAGGGGAUGAGUUAUACAGGAAUCAAAGUGUCCAUCUGUCCGGUAGACAGACUAUUAAAGAUGUCAACUUUAUUUAUUUUACAACAAUUGUGAAACAAGUUAUAUUAACUUCAAUUAAUCACUCUUGUUGGCCCGGAUGUAAGCGUGCGAGGGGUCUUACUGUGGGAGGAAACCGGAGUACCCGGGGAAAACCCUCGUAGUCAGCAGGUGACCACAUACCUUUUAACGUCCGAUCAGGGAGUCGAACCCCGGCCGCCUAUGUGAAAGGCAAGUGUGCUACCACUGCGCCACCCGACCACCCAACCGAAUAUUGUCCACAGUUAAAAAAAAUUCUAACAUUCUUUACCUGUUUUUGUGAGAUUUGAUACAUACUAUCAUCACCUUACGUACCUGUAUGUGUAUAAUUAAUUUCCAGUGUUAGAUGAUAUGCCUGGGGAUGUAUGAUUCUAUUCCAUCAUUUUUAGAGGUUUUUCUGCAAUAAAUACUCCUUACUCACUAAACUGAUCUCUAGAAAACUCUUUGUACUUGCGAUAUAAAUUUUAUUUCUUUGAUUUUCCAUGAAAUUAUGCCACUUGUAAUGUUUGACUCGACUAUCUCGGGGAGAGAUAGGUUCAUAGGAUUGUUUUUGUUUGUAUUUAUUUUUGUUAUUUAUGUUCUGUAAGUGAGCCCAUUUUGGUGUACUCAAAAUUUAUUGCAUCAUUUUCAAAGAUGCAAGUGUUGGUUGGUUCUGCAGGAUAUUUCCUUAAUUUUGAUAUCUAUAUAACAGUUAUUGACGAGAUAUUUAUACACUGCACUAGUAACACUCUGAUAAGAUGAUAACAUAGAUAAUGUUAAAUAUUGAUAGAUCAUAUACAAGCAGUAUUGAAUUAAUAUUUCAUUUUCACUUUUAUUUAAUUGAUCCACAAAUAAGCCCAUGCUCACAAAUAAGCGCCGUUCAUUUUUGCAGAACCAUUAUAUUUACAAAAAAAAAAAAAAAUCUUUAAAUUUUAGAAUUAUAAGCUAAAAAAUAAUUCAUAAAUAAACCUUCCUAAAACUUUAAUAUUAAAUUUUUACACGAGAGGAGGGGGCUUAUUUGAAAAUAAAUACUACAGUACUAAACUAGUACUUUCACACUGUGGAAAGGGCUAGUAGAUUUUAGGAUAAAUACGGUAAUCCUGGGUAAACCAUUAUACUAUGGGAGGGCUUAUUUUAGGAUAAAUAUGACAUUAAAUAGUACACUAGGAGAGAGGGCUU
This is a messenger RNA of Pecten maximus, 3950 nucleotides long. RefSeq lists its product as uncharacterized. The record is from RefSeq and is a predicted model, not a curated record. Bases 393 to 2318 code for a protein of 641 amino acids. NCBI's taxonomy places the organism in Eukaryota, Metazoa, Mollusca, Bivalvia, Pectinida, Pectinidae. The transcript has 9 exons.